Chlorella variabilis is the source of this 1707-nucleotide messenger RNA. RefSeq lists its product as hypothetical. The record is from RefSeq and is a predicted model, not a curated record. Gene Ontology annotation, biological process: protein phosphorylation. Bases 1 to 1707 code for a protein of 568 amino acids. The transcript has 13 exons. Gene Ontology annotation, molecular function: ATP binding; protein kinase activity. Gene Ontology annotation, cellular component: nucleus. NCBI's taxonomy places the organism in Eukaryota, Viridiplantae, Chlorophyta, Trebouxiophyceae, Chlorellales, Chlorellaceae.
AUGCAACAGCAGGGUGAAGAGGACGUCGCAGGCUCCUCUCUGGGGGAGUCUAACCCAUUGGUGGGCAGCGCCGGCCGGCCCGGCAAGCGGCCGCGCGCCGCAGACGCCGCCGCCACGCAGGAGCAGCAGCAGCCGGCCGGGGCGGGCCCCGCCAUGCACCUGCGCAGUGCGCAGAAGCGGUUGUUAGCUGCCGAGGCGGCGGCGAGAACAGACAGCGCGGUGGGCAGCAGCCAGCAGCUGGAUAGGACAGACUCCUGCGGAGGGCCGCGGGGAGGGUCUGCCGACGCGCCCACCACGGCAGCAGGGCCCCCGGCUGCGGGGCCGCCCCUGGCGCCGCGGCACCACGCGCAGCAGAGCCGGCAGCAUGCGCAGGGCGAGCAGUCGGCGCGGCACACGGCGCCCGCGGCAGAGGCGGCGGCGGCGCAGCCGCCCGCCAAGCGGCGGCGCGUCAUGCGCACAGGCGUGCCUGCACCGCUCCCAGCCUACGAGCUGCGCCGCGGCUUUGAGCGGCCGUCGCCGCCGGAGGACGACGAGAAUGGGCACUACCAGUUUGAGAUAGGCGAGAACCUGGCCCCGCGGUUCAAGAUCAUGCGCAAGUUUGGGGAGGGCACCUUUGGCCAGGCGCGUGGGCGCACAAAUGGGAGCGGCGGCGCACCCACAGCGCUGGCGCUUGUGCUGGAGUGCUGGGACCGCAAGCGCAAGGACUAUGUGGCUGUGAAGAUCAUCCGCAACAUACAGAAGUACCGCGACGCCGCCAUGGUGGAGCUGGAGGCCCUCAACACCCUCGCAGCAAACGACCCCAGCCAGGACCUGCACUGCGUGCAGCUGCUGGAGUGGUUUGACUACCGGGGCCACGUGUGCAUGGUGUUUGAGCGGCUGGGCCCCAGCCUGUACGACAUCCUGCGCAAGAACGGCUACAAGCCCUUCCCGCUGGCCAUGGCCCAGGCCUUUGCCCGGCAGCUGCUGCAGAGCGUGUCGUUCAUGCAUGACCUCCAGCUGGUGCACACAGACCUGAAGCCAGGCAAGCCCAGGCCACAGCCAACGAAGCGGCGGCUGCCUGCUGCGCAGCGGCGGGCAUGGCAGAACAUCCUGGUGCUGUCCCAGGAGCUCACAAAGGACGCGCCCGGCAACAGCAAGGUGGGCAAGAAGCUGCCCGUGAGCGCCGACAUCCGCGUGAUCGACUUUGGCAGCGCCAUCUUCAACUCCGACUAUCACUCCUCCAUCGUCAGCACGCGGCACUAUCGGGCUCCCGAGGUGAUCCUGGGGCUGGGGUGGUCCUUCCCAUGCGACCUCUGGUCCAUGGGAUGCAUCCUCAUCGAGCUGCUCACAGGCGACGCGCUGUUCCAGACACACGAGAACCUGGAGCACCUGGCGAUGAUGGAGGCGGUGCUGGGGCCCAUCCCGCCAUCCAUGGCCGCCGCGGCAGCCGACAACGUGCGGGGACUGUUCCGCAGGCGAGCCCACGCGGCGGGCGGGGCUGUGAAUAAGCUCAACUGGCCAGAGGGCGCGGAGAGCAAGAAGAGCGUCAAGGCAGUCAAGAAGCUGAAGAAGCUGCGCGACUACUUGAGGCAGCACAGCGAGGAUGCGGUGCGCUCGCACCUGGACACGAUAGUGGACCUGCUGCAGGGCAUGCUCAAGUUCCGGGCCGGCGACCGCAUCACCGCCGCCGAGGCGCUGCAGCAUCCCUUCUUCCAGCUGCAGCUGUGA